Messenger RNA from Clupea harengus (Atlantic herring), 1680 nucleotides. It is a transcript of the gene ccr12b.2, whose product is annotated as chemokine (C-C motif) receptor 12b, tandem duplicate 2. Gene Ontology annotation, biological process: positive regulation of cytosolic calcium ion concentration; cell chemotaxis; calcium-mediated signaling. The coding region runs from base 499 to 1494 and encodes 331 amino acids. Gene Ontology annotation, molecular function: C-C chemokine receptor activity; C-C chemokine binding. The transcript has 2 exons. Gene Ontology annotation, cellular component: membrane; external side of plasma membrane. The record is from RefSeq and is a predicted model, not a curated record. NCBI's taxonomy places the organism in Eukaryota, Metazoa, Chordata, Actinopteri, Clupeiformes, Clupeidae.
UGCGGCGUUGUAGCCAGUACAGUACACUUGCAGAGAGAGAGAGAAAAUAAAGAUCAAACAUCAAUUAAUGUUAUAAGAUAUAACAUCAUUAGUGUUCUAAAAAUUGUCAUCUAAUUGGACAAAUGAAUGACUUCACUGUUCACUUUGUAAAAAAAAAAAAAAAACAAGAAGAAAAAAAAACCUAAUUGUUUCUCAUCUUAGAGAUAACUGUAGACAAAGACCCUGAACUGAUAAAUACAAACUGAAGUUCUUCUCACUCUGAAGUUGUUUGAACUCAGACGACACCAAAGAACUCCCACCAUGAGGGAUGGGUGGAUGAGUAACUGUAAGAUUUCCUACCUCCCUCCCUCUCUGCCUCCCACUCAUCUUCCCUUACUUCAGCUUCUCACAUCAAACUACACAGCAGUAAGGGCGAUCAUCAAGACUGGCUGAUACUCUCUCAUGAUUGCUGCACUGCUGCUUUGUAAGGCACAAUAGGCAUCAAUACAAAAAAGCAAGAUGGAAGACGAGGACUUCACAGUCGAUUAUGACUACAGUAAUAUGACGCCUGUGUCGCCCUGCGAUAAGAAUGAAGUUCACGAAUUUGCGGCCUCGUUCUUGCCCCGAUUCUACUAUGUGAUCUUCUCCCUCAGCCUACUGGGCAAUGGCCUGGUCCUGUUCGUCGUCAUCAAGUUUGAGCGCCUCAGGACGGUCACCAAUAUCUUCCUCCUCAACUUGGUAGGCUCCAACCUCAUCUUCACCUUCGGUCUGCCCUUCUGGGCCAAGUACCACCAGGACGAGUGGACCUUCGGCCUGACGCUGUGCAAGCUGGUCGGCACCGCCACCUACGUCAGCAUCUACAGCUCCGUGCUCUUCCUGACGCUGCUAACCAUCGACCGCUACCUGGCCGUGGUGCACGCCUUGGCCGUCAGCCAGCACCGGAAGAGCUGCUAUGCCGUGGUGGCGUCUGGGUGUGUCUGGCUGAUCUGUGGCCUGGCCGGGGUGGGUCCUCUGCUCCGCUACAACGUGAAGUGGCACUGGGAAGCUAAGACACUUUGCACUGAGGAGCGGGACCCUUCGUGGAAUGCCUUGGACACCUACCUUCACUUUGCCGCCUUCUUCCUCCUGCCACUGGUGGUGGUGGUGUACUGCUACGUGCGGAUCAUCGUCACCGUCUUGUCCACGCAGAUCAACAACAAGCACCGGACCCUGCGCAUCGUCUUCGUCAUCCUACUGCUCUUCUUCACCUGCUGGACGCCGUACAACAUCGUGCAGCUGGUGGACCUGCAGAUGAGUCUGGACUGCAACGACAGCAUCGACUACGCCAAGUACGUCACACACAACAUCGCCGUCCUCUACUUCUGCAUCAACCCUGUGUUCUACACAUUCCUGGGACGCAAGUUCCAGAACUAUGCCCGUACACUCAUUGUGGGCUACGCUCCGUGUUUGAAGAACCACCUCUCAGUGGCGGCAAACAGUCGGUCACUGUCUAACCGCAGUCCACCAAGUUUAUAGGACCAAUAAAAGUGUCAACAUACCUCUCUCCAUCUUCAUAGAGGGAAAGGUGAAAAUAAGCUGAGUAUGAAUUUCAAAUUGUGAAACUGCUCACUGUUUUACAGUCUGUAAAUGCCAGAGCACAGAAUAAUGUUCUAUGCAGAGAUCUGUCCUGUGCAUGUUACUUUACCACAGAAUGUACUGUUC